Hibiscus syriacus is the source of this 1835-nucleotide messenger RNA. RefSeq names its product probable protein S-acyltransferase 16. Bases 1 to 822 code for a protein of 273 amino acids. The transcript is spliced from 11 exons. Gene Ontology annotation, biological process: peptidyl-L-cysteine S-palmitoylation; protein targeting to membrane. The record is from RefSeq and is a predicted model, not a curated record. Gene Ontology annotation, cellular component: endoplasmic reticulum; Golgi apparatus. Gene Ontology annotation, molecular function: protein-cysteine S-palmitoyltransferase activity. NCBI's taxonomy places the organism in Eukaryota, Viridiplantae, Streptophyta, Magnoliopsida, Malvales, Malvaceae.
AUGCGGAUAUCAUUUAUACUAGCAAAGGCUUGUCUUGGGACAACUUUAAUUUUGUUUAUAGUUUUGGGAUCUGGAGGGUGGUGUAGACGCGUCCUUGGAUUCCGUGCAUCUGCUCCGGCUUUUGUUUUCUUCAGUGUAUUUUUUGUUUGGGGUGUUUAUCUUGCUAUUGUUCGAAAAGCGAAUGGAGAGAUGAUUAUGCUCAUCAUUGGUCUAUGUAGGAUCAUGAUAAAGGAUCCUGGUUUUGUGGCACACGAGUCCUGUUUGGAUGAACUUGACGAAAAUUCUGUUCUUGGUGUUCAAACUCUCAAUGAGGGUUCUCUUUUACAAAUGAGAGUACGAUACUGUAAGAGCUGCAAGACAUGCGUUCAGGGUUUUGACCACCACUGCCCUGCUUUUGGAAACUGUAUUGGUCAGAAAAAUUAUUUAAUCUUUAUUGUUCUUCUGGUUGGAUUUAUUACUGCUGAAAUUUCUUACGUAGUAUGCUCCUCCCAGUUUGCCUCAAAAUUUCAAGUUUUAAAAGAAAUUAGAAUGGGGACUGGUUCCAUUUUGGUAAUGGCAAGAAGCACAUUGCUUUUUUGUGUUCUACAAGUGCUGUGGCAGGGGCUAUUUCUGAUAUGGAAUGUCUAUUGCAUAUGUUUCAAUAUCAGAGCUGAAGAGUGGGUAAACUGGAAGAAGUAUCCAGAGUUCCAACUUAAUGUUUCAUCUUUACCAGGUGACAUUUUUAUUAGAACAAUUCUUAUUUCUGGAUAUCCAUGUUUUAUAAUGUUCUCUCUCUCUCUCAUUUUUAUUCAAUUGUCUGCAUCCAGGAGAGAACUUUCAUGAGAUGAGGUUUAAAAAUCCAUAUAAUAAAGGAUUCCUGAGAAAUGUCAAGGAGUUCUUAACGUUGAAAUGAUGGAAGUCUUGCUGCUCAUCUUGCUUCUGGUGCAAACCCUGGUUGUUUUGCCUCUCUCAUGCUUAGCUCCAGUUUUCCUUGGCGACAGUUUUGACUUCUCAAACACGAGUGCAUACUGCAAAGUUUCGAUAUUUGGUUUUUCAGGACAUGCCUCUAGAAGGUCAAUUAGAGGGUGCUGAUUAGUGUGCAGCAUUUUUGGUGCAUGGCAGCAGAAUUACAUGUGCGGGAUACCGAUCCAACUGAAGAAACUAGCUUCGUCAAUGUUCAUGGCUUCCCUUUGGAUCACAUAAAACAAUACAGAAACUGAAGCAUUGUAUUGAAGUUCCAAUGCCACUAUGAGAGAUCAAGAAAACACAAGAUGCUUUAAUUUUUGUUCCUUUUUCUUUUUUGAGUAAAAUGCUAUUAGCUUUAACAUUAAAUUAUGAAGAUGAAAGAUUUGAUAUUACUUGAUAGAAACUUACCUAUGCAAGAUGUUGGCUGUAGAAAUAGUUUGUUCCUGCACUGUUUCUUUGAAUUCGGUUUGUGAAAUUGUAUUUGCCAAUCUCUCUCCACCAUCCUAACGAACCACCAUGGUCUUCUAUUGUGGAAACAAUAUAACCAAGAUUCAGUCAUAGCACCACUCCACAUCCAUAUCCCAUCAUUGCACAUGUAAUUGUCUUUUUUCUUUUGCCUUCAAAAGACUAUUGUAUUUGCAAUGAUGGGAUUUGGAUGUAGAAUGGAGUUAGGAUUGAAUUUGGGUUAUAUUGUUUUUACAACAGGAAAACUAUCGUGGUUUGUUAGAAUGGUUGGGAGAGAUUGAUAAUACAAUAUAACAAAUUGAAUCCAAAGAAACAGAGCAAGAAUAAACUAGUUUUGUAUCUAACAUCUUGUUUAGGUAAGUCUCUAGCAAGUAUAUCUAAAGUUUCAUCUUCUUAAUAUAAUAUUUAAGCUAAAUCAAAUGUUU